AAUUCACUUACAUGGUUACACUUGCUUCAGUGUAAAAUAUCAUCAGUAACAAUGGUUCAUCAGCACGGAGAUCACCAUAAAAUCCCCCCCAAGCACCGGAUUCACAAACCCGGAGCAUGGCUUCCCGCCGACCACCGCGUGCACAGAGAGUACAUGCGCCGCGUCACAAAGCACGCCGAUGAGAACCCCAAAGAGCUCGUCCCCGUUCUCCAAGAGUUCAAAGACUUUAUUGAGAAGACCCCCCGCGUGUACAUGUACUUCAUGCAGAUGUUUGAGGAGAUCCCCCAGAAACAUCCGUAUCAGAAUGAUCCUACUGGUACACCUCAGUUGAGAGACUAUCAGCAGAUGCUGCAGGUGCUCAAUCAUAUUUUUAGCACGGCGCCAGAGUGGACGGAUGCGGCAGAGAGUGUGGGGAUGGUAGGUGUGCCGCUCUGUGCGAUCUUUGACUAUCCUAUGGGAACGCCUAGUGGUUAUGCGGCGUUUUUGGAUCCUGAUGUGAACCGGAUGCUGAAGAAGGUUCUCAACCACUGGGGCAAGUUUCUUAUGACGCCCAAAUCGGCUGAGGUUCUGGGAGACCACAAGCAAGGCUGGUUUGGCCCAGUAGGCCUCAGUGAUCUCGUCGAGGUUGCCAACAAGCCCAAUAAGACAAACUUCAAGUUUGAAGAGGUCUUUGAGUGUGAUCCGUCCGCUAAGUACUACGGCUACAAGUCCUGGGAUGACUUCUUCACUCGUAAGGUCCGCGACAGCGCUCGUCCCGUCGCUUCCCCAGAUGACAACCUCGUCAUCGCCAACUGCUGCGAAUCACGCGUCUACAACAUCGAACACGAUGUCAAGCUCCGCGACCGCUUCUUCGCCAAGGGCCAACCUUACUCCAUCCUCGACAUGCUAGCCCACGAUCCCCUCGCGGAGAAAUUCGCCGGCGGAACGAUCUACCAAGCCUUCCUGUCCGCCCUCUCCUACCACCGCUGGCACUCUCCCGUCUCUGGUAAGAUCGUACGUGCCUUCGUCCAAGACGGUACGUAUUUCAGCGAGCCUCUCUUCGAGGGUGUAGGUGAACCUGGAUCGACUGAGAUUUCGGCUGCGGGAUUGUCGCAGAGUCAGGGAUAUUUGAGUGCGUUGGCGACGAGGGCUAUUAUCCUGAUUGAAGCUGAUGAGCCGGCGAUCGGACUCCUUGCGUUCAUUGGUAUUGGUAUGGAUGAAGUUAGUACGUGUGAGAUUACCGUUAAGGAGGGACAGCAUGUCAAGAAGGGACAGGAGACGGGUAUGUUCCAUUUUGGAGGCUCGACGCAUUGCGUUAUCUUCCGCAAGGGCGUCAAGGUUGAGGGAUUCCCUGAGGUCGGUAGGGAGGAGAACGUGCCGGUUCGAAGUCAGCUGGCUGUUGUGAAGAAGUAAAACAGAUCUGCGGAUGAGACAGGUAGUCGAAACAGAAUAUAUUACGCUUGGUU
Messenger RNA from Fusarium redolens, 1445 nucleotides. Its product is annotated as Phophatidylserine decarboxylase-domain-containing protein. The transcript has 5 exons. Gene Ontology annotation, biological process: phosphatidylethanolamine biosynthetic process. Gene Ontology annotation, molecular function: phosphatidylserine decarboxylase activity. The record is from RefSeq and is a predicted model, not a curated record. Gene Ontology annotation, cellular component: mitochondrion. Lineage: Eukaryota; Fungi; Ascomycota; Sordariomycetes; Hypocreales; Nectriaceae. Bases 52 to 1392 code for a protein of 446 amino acids.